Dicrocoelium dendriticum is the source of this 1310-nucleotide messenger RNA. Lineage: Eukaryota; Metazoa; Platyhelminthes; Trematoda; Plagiorchiida; Dicrocoeliidae. The record is from the annotation of a GenBank genome assembly.
AUUCUAUCGCGAUGAGACUGGACCUUAACAUGGUGCGAUGGUUUACGUGCCUUAGCAUUCCAUUCAGCUGUACUGGAUAAUGCUUUUUGCACCUUCAGAGCCACUCAUACCGGAUUGGUCAACUGUUAGAGCCAGACCAACUCAGCCUUCUGGUCCUCCAGAUAGGAGUUGAAGUGAAGGUGGCUGCAUAUUUCAUAAAAUGAACACUAGGUAGCCCAGUGCCAAAAUUCCGCUGCCUUGCUUUCAGAUUUCUGAACCAAAAGCUUUGGUUGAGAACUCUGAUCGUUCUCCUGUCUAGGCCUGGGCAACCUGACAUUAUCGUGGCUAUGCAGUAUGAUAAUCAACGAGGCCAUAUCUGCUGCAUUGGUUGAAUACACCGACUGAUAGGGCGACGAGCCAGCCCCAAUGGUGUUUCUAACCCCCAUCGAGUCAACGCUCUGCGUGCGCUUCUUGCAAAGGGCGGCGUUCCGGCUUCUUUUUUCUCGACAGAUUCCGCCUAUUUGGACGCAGCGUCUUCCGUUAACUUCUUCGCGAAUCGCUCGCUGUACGUCGCCUUUGUCCUCCUCAUGCUACACGCAAGAGAAAGAGAAUGUGGACAGGGCAUCACCAGACACAAUUACAGUGAACCACUUGGAUCCGAAUGAGUGGAUUCCUAUUUACAGAUUCACUGUUAUGCCAUACUUUCAGGUACUUUCUCUGAUGAAAUUCUCCGUAACCGCACUACUGUGUGUUGGGUCACCUGUCGUCCUUGGGGCGGCGUAUUACUCCUACGUAACUACCCUGUUUGCUUGCACUUUCCUUGGUUCCACGGUUCUCUCUCUGUGCUCUCUGGCUGUGUUUAGUCACUUUUCGACGAAGCUGAUCGGAGUGAUUAGCAUCCACGCCCCAUCCGGUCUCAUCCGAAUAGGCCACUUGACCUUUUGGGGUCGGCGUCGUAACACGCUGGUGCACCUAGACGAUUUGGUUCAGCCUGCAGACUUCGCCGAUUCACCCGAAACUGACCGAACUGUGCGAGUGGGAAUCCUCGGCGAAGACAAAGGGAGCCGGGUAGAGAAAACGUUUCUCCUCACACGUCUGUGCGGUCAGGUGGUUGAUCAAGAGCGUUUCCUGCAAAGUUUAGGAUUUGUAUGGGAGUAGUUUGUUGUCAUAAUAACUUCCAAUAAAAAUAUUCUCACUUCGCAUAUGGCGUUUCAUUCGUGAGUCGUGGUCAUCGAAUUCUUUUCGAACUGUAUUGGCAUAUAUGGUUGAAUAGUAGUAAAUUUGCAAAAUCGAAAUUUUUAAGCGGAUAGUUUAGUUGCCUUGUAUAUCCA